Messenger RNA from Camelus dromedarius (Arabian camel), 4230 nucleotides. It is a transcript of the gene IVNS1ABP, whose product is annotated as influenza virus NS1A binding protein. Gene Ontology annotation, molecular function: protein binding. The coding region runs from base 534 to 2543 and encodes 669 amino acids. The record is from RefSeq and is a predicted model, not a curated record. NCBI's taxonomy places the organism in Eukaryota, Metazoa, Chordata, Mammalia, Artiodactyla, Camelidae. The transcript has 16 exons.
GCGCGCGCGGGCGGCGGCGGCAGUGUCUGCGGGACGCGCGUGGAGGUCGGUCGCUCGGAGCUGCUGGGUCCUGCGGCUUCGGCAGGGCAGGGCCGGCGAGCGAGUCCCCGCGAAACCCCGGUGGCGCUCCCCUCCUCGCAGCCUGCGCGGACUGUGCGCUCGUCCCCUCUGCUCGGUCGUACCCCCUCCGCGGCCUCGAGGCGCUUUCCGUUGGGCCGAUUCCCGCCCGCUUCCUCCUGCUCCCCGUUGAAGCUCCAGAGAUGAGUUUUUCCAUCUCUUCAGAGAUGAACCAGAUUAUGAUGCAUGAUUAUCACAGAAGAAAUUCGUGUCUAUAGCUUUAAAGGACUUGAUUACAUCAUUUUCAAGCCUGAUAGUUUUGGAAUUGCCGUUAGAGCUUAAGACACCUCUGCCUUCACUUCAACCACCUGUCUUCACACCUUGACAGAGUUCUGAGUUUCCCUUGUCCUUGGAUUAUUUAAAACGUCCUAGAUAUACUUUACUCACCAAGAUAGUAGCCAAAUUUAUAAGGAAAAAUGAUUCCCAAUGGAUACUUAAUGUUUGAAGAUGAAAACUUCAUUGAGUCUUCAGUUGCCAAAUUAAAUGCUCUGAGAAAAAGCGGCCAGUUCUGUGAUGUUCGACUUCAGGUCUGUGGCCAUGAGAUGUUGGCACACAGAGCAGUCCUGGCCUGCUGCAGUCCUUAUUUAUUUGAAAUCUUUAAUAGUGACAGUGAUCCUCAUCGAGUUUCUCAUGUUAAGUUUGAUGAUCUCAAUCCAGAAGCUGUUGAAGUCUUGCUGAAUUAUGCCUACACUGCUCAGUUGAAAGCCGAUAAGGAAUUAGUCAAAGAUGUUUAUUCUGCGGCCAAAAAACUCAAGAUGGACCGAGUAAAGCAGGUUUGUGGUGAUUAUUUACUAUCUAGAAUGGAUGUUACCAGCUGCAUCUCUUACCGAAACUUUGCAAGUUGUAUGGGAGACUCCCGUUUGCUGAAUAAGGUUGAUGCUUAUAUUCAGGAGCAUUUGUUACAAAUUUCAGAAGAGGAAGAAUUUCUUAAACUUCCACGGCUAAAGUUGGAGGUAAUGCUCGAAGAUAAUGUUUGCUUGCCCAGCAAUGGCAAAUUGUAUACAAAGGUAAUCAACUGGGUGCAGCGUAGCAUCUGGGAGAAUGGAGACAGUCUGGAAGAGCUGAUGGAAGAGGUUCAAACCUUGUACUACUCAGCUGAUCACAAGCUGCUUGAUGGGAACCUACUAGAUGGACAGGCUGAGGUGUUUGGCAGUGAUGAUGACCACAUUCAGUUUGUGCAGGCGCUGCCCCAGACUACCCCAGAGGAAACAUUAUCUGGACUUCCGAAGCAUUACAUUAGUUUGCCUAUGUUUGAAAUUUAUAAAAAGCCACCACGUGAGAAUGGCCAUAAGCAGAUAAGUAGCAGUUCCAUUGGAUGUCUCUCUUCUCCAAAUGCCACAGUGCAAAGCCCUAAGCAUGAGUGGAAAAUCAUUGCUUCGGAAAAGACUUCAAAUAACACUUACUUGUGCCUGGCUGUGCUGGAUGGUAUAUUCUGUGUCAUUUUCCUUCAUGGGCGAAAUAGCCCACAGAGCUCACCAACAAGCACUCCAAAACUCAUUAAAAGUUUAAGCUUUGAGAUGCAACCAGAUGAGCUAAUAGAAAAGCCCAUGUCUCCGAUGCAGUACGCACGAUCUGGCCUGGGGACAGCAGAGAUGAAUGGCAAACUCAUAGCUGCAGGUGGCUAUAACAGAGAAGAGUGUCUUCGAACAGUUGAAUGCUAUGACCCACAUACAGAUCAUUGGUCAUUUCUUGCUCCCAUGAGAACACCAAGAGCCCGAUUUCAAAUGGCCGUACUCAUGGGUCAGCUCUAUGUGGUGGGUGGAUCGAAUGGCCACUCAGAUGACCUGAGUUGUGGAGAGAUGUAUGAUCCAAACAUAGAUGACUGGACUCCUGUUCCUGAAUUGAGAACUAACCGUUGUAAUGCAGGAGUAUGUGCUCUGAAUGGGAAAUUAUACAUCGUUGGUGGCUCAGAUCCAUAUGGUCAAAAAGGACUGAAAAAUUGUGAUGUAUUUGAUCCUGUAACAAAGUCAUGGACAAGCUGUGCUCCUCUUAACAUUCGUAGACAUCAGUCUGCAGUCUGUGAGCUUGGUGGUUAUUUAUACAUAAUCGGAGGCGCAGAGUCUUGGAAUUGUCUGAACACAGUAGAACGUUACAAUCCUGAAAAUAACACCUGGACUUUAAUUGCAUCCAUGAACGUGGCCAGGCGAGGAGCUGGAGUAGCUGUCCUUGGGGGAAAGCUGUUUGUAGGUGGCGGCUUUGAUGGCUCUCAUGCCAUCAGCUGUGUGGAGAUGUACGAUCCAACCAGAAACGAGUGGAAAAUGAUGGGAAACAUGACUUCACCGAGGAGCAAUGCUGGCAUCACAACCGUAGGGAACACCAUUUAUGCAGUGGGAGGAUUUGAUGGCAAUGAAUUUCUGAAUACAGUGGAAGUCUACAACCUUGAGACAAAUGAGUGGAGCCCCUAUACAAAGAUUUUCCAUUUUUAACAAAUUUAAGACCCUUUCAAACUAACAGGCUUAGUGAUGUAAUUGUGUUUAGUAGAAGUACACUUGUGAAUAAGGAGGGUGGGUGGGUAUAGAUGUUGCUGACGGCAACACAGAGCUUUUGCAUAUUGCAUAUUAUUAAACAUGCUGUAUAUACUUUUUGUGUUUAUUGGGAAAGGAAUGCAAAGAUGAAGGUCUGUUUUUGUGUAUUUUUAGGACUACUUUGGUUAUUUUAAUUUUUGGAAGUUGAUACUGUAAAAGAAUAAACCAAGAAUUGAUUGGGCACGUCAUUUCAACAAGUCCCCUCUCCUCCACAUUUGUUUUGCCAAUUUGCACAUUAAAUGACUCUUCCCUCAAGUGUGUACUGUGGGGCAAGAAGGGUAGGGUUUUAAGAUACAGGCAGUUGGAUUUUUUAAGGGCCCUUUUUCAAUAACUGGAACACUCUAUGACAAGAGACUUAUUUAACUAGAUGACAAUAACUAUUUUUGUUUUUAUUAAAAGAAAGCUUACAUGCCUACCAAGGUUUAAUCUUUUAUGACUGCCUUUUUGUAACUUUUUAUAUUCUCAGCAGAGUGCUAUACUUGUUCAAGUAAAAUGUGGCAGAUUCAAAUUACUGAAGCAGAGUGGCAAGAUGGAGAAUGAGGUGUUCUAUAUGCCCAGAAUGCAAACUUCAAAGCUUUUGCCUCAGCUACAGUGUUUUUUGUUUUGAGAAUGCUAUACCAAUGUUUAUUUGAAUGGAGUUGCUGAACAGUAACAUAGCUAUGAUUUUUAUUUGAUAUACUAAUUUUAAAUAUUUUGACUUCUUGGGGAUAUAUUUUAUAUAGCAAGACGCUCAAUAUUAUAUAUACAACAGUAAAGAACAGUGAAGUAUUUUAUCUUCUGAAUAAUUCUUACUUUUAUUUAUCAUUAACAAAACAAUCUUAGAAGUGGCAGGCCUUGAUUGUGAAAAGAAUUAAACUGUAUUGGGUUUAUGAAUGCAGCCUUUAUCAGAACUAUGUUUUUGUUCAGUUUUUCUAUUCAUAUGGAUAAAUAUUGGUUGGGGUGGUGACUUGGUAUCUAAUGUGUAGUGCUGGACACAGAACUUAUGGUGCCAGAAUCAGAACAUCCUAAUGCUUGCUGCUGAUGCAAACAUAUUAAAGGUACGUUGCAGGAGAUCCUUGCACCAGGCGAUUAAUAUCCAAAUGUUGUUUGUGUAGUCACUCAUUCAUUACUAAAAGUUUUGAGGGCAAAAAAACUUUUUUUCAGUAACAACAGGUUUAAGGUGUUUGUGGGAAGAUAGUUACCUGGCAUCUUACAUCUGAAGUAAGGACUGAUGUUAAGUUUGUUUUUCUUUUUUUUUAAUCUCAGAGAAGACAGAGAGGCACACAGAAUCUAAUGAGUCAACUAGGACAAUGGCUAGCCAGCGGCUAGCCUGGGUUAGAAAGAAAACUAGGUAUUUUCUCCAAAUAUUGCACAGGUAUUUUGAUACCUUAUUUUCACUGAUCUGUUCCACUGAGAACCAGCAAGAAAGGAAAUCAGUUUGCCUGGUGGCUGCGUAGUUCCUGACUCUAUUUAUCACUGGUUUGGUUCUGGACUAAAACAAGGUUGGCAGAUUUGAAUUUGCCUAAUAUGAUGACUGUUUUUAAAAUGGAUCUGUAUAUGUUCUAUUUAGCACAAAGAAAUAAACUUUAGUGGGGAAUUCAAAGUAAAA